AUGUGUAAAUAUUGGAUGGAAGCUACACCAAAACCCUUGUCUUUAAUUUUGUCUAAAAUAAAACAUUACACAGGAGAUGUGAUUGUGACAUCUAUCAAGGAUUGUGUGGAUUUAUCAAGCCCCGGGUCACAAAUCCGGCGAGAGCGAUUCCGGGGUAAAGAUCAGAUGGAUAUCUCGACUUUACUCUCUCAUCUUGCUAUUCUUUAUCCUUCUCCAACUACGCCUAUCAACCUCUUCCCUUCUCAAACUCAACAGGCUCAGUCACAGAAGGCCAUUUAUGAUUUCAUGGCCGAGCCAUCUGCCUGGUCGUUGGCAGGCCAGAUAUUGGACUCCCUAGGAACAGCUGAUUGGGCAGAGGAUACAAAUACACGCUUCAUCGCAGCUCACACCCUUGCUGUCAAAAUCUCGAGAGAUUGGGAUAGUCUUCCGAGCGAUCAAUAUCUAUCUCUCAAAGAACGUCUGCUUCACUGGCUACAUCAGAGCGCCCAACGCGCUUCGCCGUCUUCGUCUCAUGACCCAACUCGCAAAUCCCACACCUCCGCCGACGUAAUUGUCUUACGAAAAUUGGCAGUCGCAGUCUCUGCUCUAUCAUUGAAGCUCGUACCCAGCCCAUUGAAAUGUUGGGACCAUUGGCUUUUGGAGACGAUCACAAGAAUAUCAAGCUCGGGCCAAUGUAUCAAUUCACUUCUGGUCGUUCUGACUAUUGUUGCUGAAGAAGCAGCUCGUGCAGACUUAAUCGGACCUCUUAGCGAGUCUGACAUUCCUGACUUUCCUAAACCCUUCAGAGUCCAGUAUGACAAAUCAAUCCAAGACGGGGGCUCUCUGGUGAUCAGAACACUUGUGGAUGCAUUAACAUCUGAUGGCUCAAGUACCAAGAUAUCUGCUUUGACGUGCAGUCAGGCUUGGCUGUCUGCUUCGCAUCUCAAUAUCGAAGGUCCUAUGUCGCUAUGGCCAAUCCUGCUCGAUCUACUUACAAAAUCGGUUUACUUGUUGGCCUACGUUAGUGAUGAUGGUGCAGAUCAUUUGCCCAGUGAAGAAGAAGACAUCAUCCAAAAGACAGCAGAAUGCAUCGAAGAACUUGUGUCCUCCAGCAAUGGGGGACUCAAUUGUGGAGGUGGGUUUGUCACUAGCACGCGUGUGGUACCGCUAUUGGACUGGUAUGCUGGCGAUCUUGUGGGUACACUGAUAGAAAAAGCCGUCAUGACACAAGACGUCCCCGAUGCGAUCUUGGCCAUAUUCAAAUUAUUUGUUUCACUUGCAGAGCAUUCAAUAUCUCACAUCGCCGCUACUAUAUCUUCUUCCAGGAGCUUGAUUUUAUUGCGACGGCUUUUGAGAAUCACACUAUUUCCUGGAUUUUAUGGAGUCGAUGAGCAAGUAUCGGCCUUACCAUUACCGAUCUGGACACUUUUGCAAGAAGAGAUCACGGACAUGGGAUAUCUAGGUAAUAUGGAAGAGACUUUCCAAGACACUUUGGAACGGCCUCACGAUCUGAUAGAGAGCAACAAGAAGCACAAAUCAUUGUCCAAUGAAAUCUUCAAGGCUUUAACCGAAGGCUUGAAGGUCAAAUCAAGUUGGCCGAAGCAGGGUGAACUGUCUUCUCUCUGGACUAAGGACAGGGUGGCAGCUUUUCAAAACCAGAUUCGCGUGGACAUUGGGGAGGCUUUGCUAGCUUGUUAUUACGUAAGGCGAGAUGAAAUGUUGGCUGAUCUAACUGCCGAGGUGAAGUACCUUGUCGAUAAGCCUCAAGCAUUUGGCGAGAACUAUGAGGAUCUAGAAGCGUGCUUGUUCUGUCUUCGAGCCAUACAAGAGGGGAUCCCACUAGAAGAAUCAACUUGUCUCCCAGCUCUUCUCAGCUCUGACGUACUCCUCAAACUGCCAAAAGGAGACUCUGGCGCAUUUGCCAGAUUAACCAGCACGUGCUUGGUUCUCAUAGGAGGAUUUUCUGAGUGGCUAAAGCAGCGUCCUGAGCAGCUCUCGACGUGCCUCAAUUGGGUAGCCCCCUCGCUCAGCUCGUGCGACGUUGAUAUAGUCUCUUUGGCAGCCACUGCUUUUCGACGGCUCUGUCACGAGGGGCGCAAAACCCUGGUCAACGAUAUCGCAUCUUUGGCUCAAUUAAUCCGAUCGACUGAGGGGAGGAUCCCGGCGGACGAAUAUAACAAAGUACUUCAGUCCGUCGCUAGCGUCCUGCAAGCCUUGCCACCGAUCUCGCUGGUAGAGCCACUCUUGAGUUUGUUGGGUCCGGUCAUCACCCGGCUUAACCAGGUCACGCGACUUUAUUCCGAAACGCAUGAUGCGGAACAUCGGGUGGUGAUCAUUGAUCAAUUGAGACAGCUGAAGGCCGCAAACUCUGGGCUUUCAGAGCCAGACGAAGGGCUCAUUCUAUUGGACCUAGACGAGAGUAAUCCUGAGCAAACCAAAGCUAAUGAGCUAGCGUCACUUGGGCCAAUCCAAUCCUUGAGGUCAAGUCUUGCGGAUCUAAUUUGUAAGAUCAUUAGGCUUUCAGUAGGCGACGUGGAUUUGGCAAUUGAUGUAACCGAAUUGUUGCGUACCUGCACAUCCCAUGGUAUUCCGACGGCUAUGUCCCUCGACCCAUUCCCGAUCCUAAUCAGCUGCGUGUCAAACCUCUCAAAUGAUCGAAUGAAUCUUGCCAUAUGGUUCUCCCUCUCGACUUCUCUCAUGCUGGCCAUAUCAAGAUCAACCGGUCGAAAGAUACCACCCGAAAACCUUGCAAUGAUUGUGGAGUGCGUCAAAGAGUCUGUUCGGAUCGCGACGGAAGCGUUGAGCUCGGACGCAGCGAUGAAACAUCACCCGGAUAUAGUGCAGACAUUUUUACAAUUUUGUGUUGCAGUCACGGAAUCGUAUAUUGGUGUCUUUGACAACCUUCACGACGAGCUUCAAUCAAUUGUGAUGAUAGCAAUCCGGGGUUUGAGAAUUGAAGAGAGAAUCGCUUUACAAGCCGCCCUUGAUAUCUUAAAAAGCUUUGCACAACACACUCGGGCCAAUGCAAAUCCAGCCCAAUCAGAACUUUUUGUUCAGCUCUUAACGGCCCACAGUUACGAUAUCCUCAAUGGCAUUGUCUUUGGUAUCGGGGGUGGAUUACCCAGAAGCGCUCUGCCGGCUCUGGCUGAAACUAUCCACUGCUUUUUCAUCCGACUACCGGAGACGAGUCGAGCAUGCCUGACAAAGCUUUUUGAAAUGCCUGGGUACCCUAGUGACAAGGUCAAUCAAGAACGCAAGACGAAAUUUCUACAGGGCUUGUGCAGCGCUCGCACCUUGAAGAAGGCUCGUGAUCUAUGCACAGAAUUUGCAAUCUUAUCAAGAGGCUUAGAGGGAACAGCGUAUGGAGCCAGUCAAUUGCACUUAUCUUUCAAUUGAUCAUGUGCAAAUUCACCUGCUUUGUCAUCACAUGGUUGUAUGUCCAUAAGCCAAUGCUCUGUUUUACUCUUGAACGUGGUGAUUGAUAUAUGGUUGACCAACCCCAUCAUGGC
This is a messenger RNA of Melampsora larici-populina 98AG31, 3488 nucleotides long. RefSeq lists its product as uncharacterized. Gene Ontology annotation, cellular component: cytoplasm; nuclear membrane. The record is from RefSeq and is a predicted model, not a curated record. The transcript is spliced from 16 exons. Gene Ontology annotation, biological process: protein import into nucleus. Bases 1 to 3375 code for a protein of 1124 amino acids. Gene Ontology annotation, molecular function: small GTPase binding. NCBI's taxonomy places the organism in Eukaryota, Fungi, Basidiomycota, Pucciniomycetes, Pucciniales, Melampsoraceae.